Medicago truncatula (barrel medic) is the source of this 2674-nucleotide messenger RNA. Its product is annotated as beta-D-xylosidase 1. The coding region runs from base 67 to 2355 and encodes 762 amino acids. The transcript is spliced from 6 exons. Gene Ontology annotation, molecular function: alpha-L-arabinofuranosidase activity; xylan 1,4-beta-xylosidase activity. NCBI's taxonomy places the organism in Eukaryota, Viridiplantae, Streptophyta, Magnoliopsida, Fabales, Fabaceae. Gene Ontology annotation, biological process: arabinan catabolic process; xylan catabolic process. The record is from RefSeq and is a predicted model, not a curated record. Gene Ontology annotation, cellular component: apoplast.
CACAAACACACAACACACCCCACACUACUCUUUCAUUCAUUCAUCUUCAAUUCAUCAAAAACAAUCAUGGGUUGUUUCAAAAACUUAAUAACUUUCAUGUUAUUAAUUUCCAUAUUAGUUACAUUAAGUGAAGGUAGAGUACCCUUUGCAUGUGACCCAAAAAAUGGCUUAACAAGAAGCUACAAAUUUUGCAAUACAAGAGUACCAAUUCAUGCAAGGGUACAAGACCUUAUAGGAAGACUUGCAUUACCUGAAAAGAUAAGGCUUGUUGUGAACAAUGCAAUUGCUGUUCCAAGACUUGGAAUACAAGGUUAUGAGUGGUGGUCGGAAGCUUUACAUGGUGUUUCUAAUGUGGGCCCAGGUACUAAAUUUGGUGGGGCCUUCUCCGCCGCCACUAGCUUCCCUCAAGUUAUCACCACCGCUGCUUCUUUCAAUCAAUCUUUGUGGCUUGAAAUUGGACGGAUUGUGUCUGAUGAAGCAAGAGCAAUGUACAAUGGUGGAGCUGCAGGGUUGACUUUUUGGAGUCCUAAUGUGAAUAUUUUCCGUGAUCCACGGUGGGGCCGUGGCCAAGAGACACCCGGUGAAGAUCCCACUGUGGCCGGAAAAUAUGCCGCCAGUUAUGUUCAAGGAUUACAAGGCAACGGUGCCGGAAACCGGCUCAAGGUUGCUGCUUGUUGUAAACAUUACACUGCCUAUGAUCUUGAUAACUGGAAUGGUGUAGAUAGGUUCCAUUUCAAUGCCAAGGUGAGUAAACAAGAUUUGGCAGACACAUAUGAUGUUCCGUUCAAAGCAUGCGUUAGGGAUGGGAAGGUGGCGAGUGUAAUGUGUUCCUACAAUCAAGUCAAUGGCAAGCCUACUUGUGCUGAUCCCGAACUCCUUCGUAACACCAUCCGCGGUGAAUGGGGCCUUAAUGGGUACAUAGUUUCGGAUUGUGACUCAGUUGGAGUUUUAUACGACAACCAACACUACACAAGAACACCUGAACAAGCAGCAGCCGCAGCGAUUAAAGCGGGCCUGGACCUUGAUUGUGGCCCAUUUUUAGCCCUACAUACCGAUGGUGCUAUUAAGCAAGGGCUUAUUUCAGAAAAUGAUCUUAACCUUGCUUUAGCUAACCUUAUUACAGUCCAAAUGAGAUUAGGCAUGUUUGAUGGUGAUGCCCAACCAUAUGGUAAUUUAGGCACAAGAGAUGUUUGCUUACCAUCCCAUAAUGAUGUUGCACUUGAGGCAGCUAGACAGGGUAUUGUCCUUCUACAAAACAAAGGAAAUGCAUUGCCAUUAUCCCCUACAAGAUACCGCACUGUAGGAGUCAUUGGUCCCAAUUCUGAUGUUACUGUUACCAUGAUAGGAAACUAUGCUGGUAUUGCUUGUGGUUAUACGACGCCGUUGCAGGGGAUUGCCAGAUAUGUGAAAACCAUUCAUCAAGCAGGAUGUAAGGAUGUGGGUUGUGGUGGAAAUCAAUUAUUUGGGCUUUCAGAGCAAGUAGCAAGACAAGCUGAUGCAACCGUAUUAGUAAUGGGCUUAGACCAGUCCAUAGAAGCAGAAUUUAGAGACAGGACUGGGCUUCUUUUACCAGGCCACCAACAAGAGCUAGUGUCUAGAGUAGCUAGGGCUGCAAGAGGCCCAGUUAUCUUGGUACUCAUGUCUGGUGGGCCUAUUGAUGUUACAUUUGCCAAAAAUGAUCCCAAGAUUAGUGCAAUUUUGUGGGUUGGUUAUCCUGGUCAAUCUGGUGGCACUGCCAUUGCUGAUGUUAUCUUUGGUAGAACUAAUCCAAGUGGAAGGUUACCCAAUACGUGGUACCCACAAGACUAUGUAAGGAAAGUACCAAUGACAAACAUGGAUAUGCGUGCAAAUCCAGCAACAGGGUAUCCAGGUAGAACCUAUAGAUUCUACAAGGGCCCUGUAGUAUUCCCAUUUGGGCAUGGGCUAAGUUACUCAAGAUUCACACAUUCCUUAGCACUUGCACCCAAACAAGUUUCAGUCCAAUUUACAACCCCUUUGACUCAAGCCUUCACAAACUCAAGUAACAAAGCAAUGAAAGUGAGUCAUGCAAAUUGUGAUGAAUUGGAAGUAGGAUUUCACGUGGAUGUGAAAAAUGAAGGAUCAAUGGAUGGGGCCCACACACUUCUAGUUUACUCUAAAGCACCUAAUGGUGUUAAACAAUUGGUGAAUUUUCAUAAGACUUAUGUUCCUGCUGGAUCAAAGACACGUGUUAAGGUUGGUGUUCAUGUUUGUAACCACCUUUCUGCUGUGGAUGAGUUUGGGGUUCGAAGAAUCCCAAUGGGUGAACAUGAACUUCAAAUUGGUGAUCUCAAACAUUCUAUUUUGGUUCAAACUUUGGACCAAAUUAAACAUUAAGUGUCAAAAAAAUUGACAUAUACAAAAAAGUUUUACAAUAUUUUUACUAAUGAUGAUUCCUUAAGUGAGUUUACAUUACAUAGAAUAAAAUUCAGAACAAGAAUUUUGAAUUUAUGCAAAAUGUAAAAUAAGAAUAGAGGUUGGAUUAUAUUUGUAUGUCAAUUUAUAUAGUGCCACAACAAUGUACCAUUCUUGCUACAAAUGUAAAAUAGGGAAAUGUAUGUGACAUCCUUGUAAAAUAGUCACUGACAAGUGUCCCAUUGGCACUUUAUAUGUUGUUGAAAAAGUUUUUGAACAAAGUUGGAAGUUUUUACUAUAA